GAUCACGUGACUCUCCGUUAGCCACAGUCAGUCAGUGUUAGCAAACAACAUGACCCGGCUGCUGCCACGGCUAAGAGAUCUUCAUCUACGAUGCUCGUUAUUUUAUGACGCUACUCUUCGUUUAUCAGGGAAAGAGUUUCACACUCAGACUCUCACUCAAAACAAAGGCAAGCUAGAGAUCAGUACACAUACCUCAAACACUGCAGCAAUAUGAAAAGAGCUUGUUGACGUUAGCUGUGCUAGCAUGCCUAGCAUUUCAUAAUGGAACGCUUCAUGUUUUAGCAAAUUAGCAGUUCUUUUCACGUGUAAACACUACCGACAUCACGUCUGACUCACUCUGGUGCAAUGUGUAAGUAAAAUGAGGCUCUGAAUCCUCCAAAUGGUACAAGGUGUUCUUCCAGUUCUGUCAUUACAAACCAUGAUAACCUGCUAACAUCGGUGACGGGUUGACAUUGGUACAGAUUAUACUAAUAAAGCGAUGUUUCAUUAAUGCUCCUCACGUUUUGCAUUUAAUGACAGACCUGUAGCAUCUUAAAAAGCUGAAUGUUGUCAGUCUGUUGACGAGUUGUGGGUGGCUGUGUCUUUAAAUUCGGGUCAUUGAGGAGGAGGGGCUUAUUUGGCGCAACUUCCAGCGCGGGAAAUUCGUUGCACAUAGAACCGCGAAAAAGCCUCUGCAGGAGUUUCACUCCCUGCAGCAGCCUGUAGUGUUUCAGUUUCACAUAGUCCUUUUUAUAUAUUUUUUUGAAGCCCGCUAUUAACAGUGAUACCUUCUGCCGACAUGCCAGCUUUAGAGGUUGCAGACAACUCCGGGAUUUCUCCGUCAAAGAGGGCGAGGACGGACACAAAGCCUGUGGAAGAAAAACCUGUCCUUAGAUUUGCAAAACUUUCUGAGCAUGCUACAACUCCAACCAGGGGAUCGGCUAAAGCAGCAGGAUAUGACCUCUACAGGUUUGUUAUACUUGAAUCAAAAUCAUCUUUGGGUUUAUGAAGGUGACUUUAGGGAUACAGAAUACACGUGUUUUAAACAAUGUGACCAUAUAAAUACUGUGUUUUGCUAAGGGUUGCAGCGACCUUAAAUGAGGAUUAAAUCCCAGUGUUAAAUUUUAGAUGUAAACAUGUCCUCCUCUAGGUAUUUAAUCUGACCUUAAUUUUCCAAAUGUUCACAGUGCUUAUGAUUACACCAUUGGUCCUCUGGAUAAGGCCAUUGUGAAGACAGACAUUCAGAUAGCAGUUCCACAUGGCUGCUAUGGGAGAGUAGGUGAGUGUUUGACAUGCUGAUGCAGCUCUAGUGUCACCCAUUUCUCUUCCUGUGCAUGCACACUCAUUUUCUCAGUGCAUUUAGUUAGUACAUCCCAAUUCUCUCUUGGUGGCGUAAGUUACACCCACUGCAGAAGAACACGUCUAACCGCCAUGAUCUAUUUUUUCUCUUUGUGUUUCACUUCAGCACCCAGAUCUGGUUUGGCAGUCAAAAACUUCAUUGAUGUUGGCGGUAAGUGACAUACCUGAGCUACUUCUCAUGAGAAACUAUUCAAGCGCCUUAUGUUUUAACCCAUGUCAUGCCUGUGGUUUUAAUUGGUCUGAUUCUUCAUCUCUUUUCAGCUGGGGUUGUAGAUGAAGACUACAGAGGAAAUGUGGGAGUUGUGCUCUUUAACUUUGGCAAGGAAGCAUUUGAAGGUGAGUUCUUGAUGAUUUUUUGGUUACAGUAGAGCCUUACAAAUGAUGCUCAUUAUGCCUUUUAAGAGCAUUAGUCAGUAUUUUCAGCCUGAUGUUGCUCUAUUCUCCAUCAGUGAUCAAAUUAAGUGCAAGUUGAGCCUAAUAAAUGCUCUUAAUGCCUCUUUAUAGCUUUUUUUACACCACAGUAGAGCAACAAUUGAAAAAUCCCUCAAAAUUAAUAUUGGGAACUCGAUAUUCUGCUUUUGUAGUACUUCAUCACAUAAAGACAUCUUCACAUGAUGGCAGCUGGACAGACUAUAGAUCCCAUUUAAAGUUUGAAGUAGGUAAAGGGUUAAGAUUUGCAUUUCAGAUUGUAACCUCCUGUUUCCCUUUCAGUGAAAAAAGGAGACAGAGUUGCUCAGCUGGUUUGUGAGAGAAUCUGCUACCCAGAUCUGGAGGAGCUGGAGGUAAAUACGAGUUCAAAUACUCAAACACACUAUUGACACGUAUUAAUUUAACAGUUUUUAAAGGCACACUUGGCUGAAAGUCCUGCAGAAUUGUACGGCAGGCGUUUAAACAACUACAUAUGAACUUUCAAAAAGUUUUACACACAACUUUAUCUUUUUGAAGAUGUAGCUCAGUUGAUUUCUGUUAUACACAAUUGUUAAAUAAUUUUGGCUACCUCUUUAUAUAUCAGAAGGAUGGUCUCUUAGCUCGGUGUUGCAGCUGUAACCAAUAAACCAGCAACAGAGUGUUACCUGUUUUAAAAAAAAAACUUGCGCAAACAUUGUCGGCUUUUGCAUUAGAUGUAUGAUCUAACUGCAUGUCUUGACUUUACUUUUGUUGAUUUAAAAUCAUAUCUUUCUUGUUUAAGACACUGGAUGAGACUGAGCGAGGGGCUGGAGGUUUUGGAUCGACUGGGCUCAACUAAAUACUCCAAAAAUCCAAGGUGUUGAGUUGUAUAUGUUGAAAAUAAAUCUAAAAGUUUCUAAUAAAGGUCUUUGUUUUGUACUCUUG
Messenger RNA from Xyrichtys novacula (pearly razorfish), 2670 nucleotides. The record is from the annotation of a GenBank genome assembly. Lineage: Eukaryota; Metazoa; Chordata; Actinopteri; Labriformes; Labridae.